CAGGCUUUUUGGACAGGCAAUAAGGAAGGACAGCCGAGCGCCGCCCGAAAGACCCCAAAGGGCCAAGAUGGCUGCGCCCGUGACAGACGCCGGGGAGUUUGAAAGCUGGCUAAAUGAUCGUCUGGACUCGCUAGAAGUGGACCGUGAGGUGUAUGGGGCGUAUAUUUUAGGGGUCCUGCAAGAAGAGGAGAUUGAUGAGGAGAAAGAAGAUGCGCUACAAGGAAUUUUAUCCGCAUUUCUGGACGAGGACACCGUGGAAGAUGUCUGCAAACAGAUCAUCAAGCAGUGGACGGAUUGGCGCAACAGAUCAGCAGCCAAAAGUGAUGAUGAUGCUGAGGUGCAGGCCAUCGCCAGGAUGAUAGAGAAACAAGCUCAGAUCGUGGUGAAACACAAGGAGGUGUCCGAGGAGUCGAAGAAAAGGAAAGACGCCCUCCUUGCUCAAUACGCUAAUGUGACAGACGGCGAGGAUGAAGAUGAAGAAGAGGAUCCAUUCACUGCGAACGCCUUCACUGGAAAUGACAAAUCCCUGUUUAAGAACACCAACGUGGAGGAAGUGCUGGGCAGACAAAAGCAAAAGCGGGACCAGGCUCGUGAGGACUCGCAGAAGAAGAAGGAAGGGGACAAGAUGCAGCGGGAGAAAGACAAACUUGCCAAACAAGACAGAAAAGAGAAGGAGAAGAAGCGUACACAGAAAGGAGAACGCAAGAGAUAAAACGGAGAGAACGAACACUUUGUAUGCAGAAAGGUUUUGUUAUGAGACAAAUGAAAAACAGCUGAACCUCAUUGGUACAUUCUUUAUGUGAACAUGUCUUCAUCAGACCCUCCGUGUUGAUUACUUUCUCUUCAUGCGUGUAAAGAACAAUGUGUUGCAUAUUGUGCAGGUCCGAAUUGUCGCUUUUUAUUUUCUUGGAUGAAGAAGUAUUGAAAUAAAGCUGCAAGUCUUCGUGUGACAAUAA
Molecule: messenger RNA, 956 nt
Organism: Cottoperca gobio
Lineage: Eukaryota; Metazoa; Chordata; Actinopteri; Perciformes; Bovichtidae
Gene: ccdc43
Product: coiled-coil domain containing 43
Exons: 5
Coding region: 68-712 (214 amino acids)
Source: RefSeq, a predicted model, not a curated record